Messenger RNA from Trematomus bernacchii (emerald rockcod), 1239 nucleotides. RefSeq names its product SET domain and mariner transposase fusion gene (gene setmar). Gene Ontology annotation, cellular component: nucleus. Bases 81 to 995 code for a protein of 304 amino acids. Gene Ontology annotation, molecular function: zinc ion binding; protein binding; histone H3K9 methyltransferase activity. The record is from RefSeq and is a predicted model, not a curated record. The transcript has 2 exons. NCBI's taxonomy places the organism in Eukaryota, Metazoa, Chordata, Actinopteri, Perciformes, Nototheniidae.
UACAGCUUCGAAAUGUGAGUUUUUCUGCCUUCACAUCCCAGCUCAUAUGUUUCUGUUUGGUUUCAUUCAACACUUCGGAUAUGAGUUCUGACUGCAGAUUUGUGGAUUUGAGCAACAGCCUUGAGAGUGUUCCUGUUUUAAUCGAGCAGAGGUCCUCCGUACUGACGUUUCCUCAAUUUCAGUAUUCUCCAGAUAAUGUUCAGGGACCAGGAGGCACUCUUGACCCCAGUGAGGUCACCCUCCCCGGAUGCUCCUGCCUGUCCCACUCCUGCUCCUCUGAGAGCUGCUCCUGCCUGCAGACACACGGGCAGGCGUACGACAGCACACACACACUCCUGCACAGAACACACUCCGGUUUCUGCUCCCCUGUGUUCGAGUGUAACGCCCUCUGCUCCUGCGGCGAUGCCUGCUCCAACCGGGUGGUGCAGAGAGGCCUCACACUCAAAUUGGAGGUGUACAGCACUGAAAAAAGGGGCUGGGGGGUGCGGACACUCAAAUCAAUCCCAAAGGGGACGUUUGUGUGCGAGUACGCAGGAGAGGUGAUCAGUUUUGAGGAGGCCAGACGCAGACAGCUGGCCCAAAGGGCGGAGGACAAUAACUACAUCAUCGCAGUGAGGGAGCACGCAGGUGAAGGCUCUGUCACUGAGACGUUUGUGGACCCCGCCAGAGUGGGAAACGUGGGACGCUUUCUCAACCACUCCUGCCAGCCCAACCUGCUCAUGCAGCCGGUCCGAGUUCACUCUGUGGUUCCCCGGCUGGCGCUGUUUGCCGGGCGGAGCAUCGACGCUCAGGAGGAGCUGACGUUUGAUUACUCUGGAGGAUAUAGAAACAGAGCGCCUGCACAGAGGGAUGCUGAGACACAGAGAGAUGCUGGGACACAGAGUGAGACGCAGAGUGAUAACCAUGGGGUCCAGAGAAAGGAGUGCCACUGUGGGGCCAAGAGCUGUGUGCAAUUCCUUCCAUUGGAUUUAUCUAUUAUUAGUGGAAAACGCUGAAAUUAAAUGGCAUAUAUAUAUAUAUAUAUUUUAUUUGUUUAAGCCUUUAUGUUAAGACUGAUUUUCUUAAUGUUGGAGAAAGUAUUCAAGAUGAGCCUUGUGGUCUGUUUGUAUUAUCCCUGGGCAAUAUGGCCAACAUCUUCUAUCCAAUACAUGUUAUUUCAUACAGUAUCUUGAUAGUAAAGAUAUGAAUCAUGAUAGUAACUGGUAAUUCAAUAAAUGAAAAGUGUAUAUGACAUAAUCA